UAGCGGUCACAUUCCUGGACAUUAAAUUGUCUGCGCUUCUUUACCACAAAACUAUAUUUUGAGGACAAUGGCUACAAACCACACUAAAAGACUUACUACAUUUUUCAUUGUACUUUUUGUGAUGAGUUUUCUCUCUGCCUCACCAGAAGUCUGCACUAACUCCCUCAUACCAGGAGCUAAAGGUGACCAAGGUGAGAUUGGAGAUGUUGGGGAGGAAGGAGCCAUAGGAAAAGCUGGUCCGCCAGGGCAUCGAGGUAAUGCUGGAGCUGUGGGGAUUAAAGGGGACAUGGGGCACAUAGGAAAGAUGGGACCAAUGGGAGUCAAAGGUGACAAAGGUGACCCAGGCAUGGAUGGCCCUGAUGGUCUUAAAGGAACACCAGGCUCUACCUGUGACUGUGGAAAGUAUAGGAGGCUGAUUGGACCUAUAGAUAUCACUUUGGGCAAGCUAAGAAAUGCUGUCAAAUUUGUAAAAAAUGUGCUGUUGGGGCUGAGAGAGACAGAAGAGAGGUACUAUCUUCUUGUGAAGGAGCCCAAGAUGUUUCAGGAUGCAUUAAUGAACUGCAGGCUCAGGGGAGGGGUCCUGGCCAUGCCUAAAACCCCCAACACCAACCAAAUCCUAGCAGACUACGUCAGCCAGUCCGGCCUCACCCGGGUUUAUGUUGGAGUGAAAGCCAAGUCAGAUAUUAAUGGGACUAGAAGUUACAUGUACUCGGACUCCACCCCCCUGCAGAUGUUCUCAGGCUGGACUGACAGUCCUCCCAGCACAAACUCCAGCUGUGUGGAGCUGCUCAGCUCUGGGACAUGGGCUCACACUCAGUGUGAUAGUGCCAUGUUUUUUAUUUGUGAGUUUCCCAAAAGCAGAAGAAGAAGGGGAACAACACCCACGCUGCUUUCCUGAAGCACAAUAUGUACCAUGCAUUCCUGUAAAAGUAUUGU
Molecule: messenger RNA, 936 nt
Organism: Boleophthalmus pectinirostris (great blue-spotted mudskipper)
Lineage: Eukaryota; Metazoa; Chordata; Actinopteri; Gobiiformes; Gobiidae
Gene: colec10
Product: collectin sub-family member 10 (C-type lectin)
Exons: 7
Coding region: 68-898 (276 amino acids)
Source: RefSeq, a predicted model, not a curated record